AACCCUGCUGCCCGUAUGUCCCCUCGCUUUGCUUGGCGUGCGUUCUGUGCAAUUAGACCUGCGAGCAUGUAUAUCUCUAGGAUCCAAGACACGGGCCAUUGGGAAUGCAGCAAAGAGCCAGAUUGUUACAAAUGUAAAAAUACAUUGCAUGGCUUCAAAAAGCUGCAUGGAAGAGCAUUUGAAGAUCCUUACAUACAAGCUGAAAGGGUCAAACUUCCUUAUGAACUUCAGAAGAUGCCGAAUGGCUCUGUAGGAGUAAAGGUGAGAUACCUGGAUGAAGAGAGACUGUUUGCAGUGGAACAAAUUACAGGAAUGUUACUGGCCAAACUUAAAGAGACCUCAGAAAGUGCUCUGAAGAAACCAGUGGCAGACUGUGUUAUUUCAGUACCAAGUUUUUUCACUGACACGGAGAGAAGGUCUGUAAUGGCAGCUGCUCAGAUUGCAGGAUUAAAUUGUCUGAAGCUAAUGAAUGAAACUACAGCAGUUGCACUAGCCUAUGGGAUAUACAAGCAAGAUCUACCGGCCUUGGAAGAGAAGCCAAGGAAUGUGGUCUUUGUAGACAUGGGCCAUUCUGCGUAUCAGGUUUCAAUCUGUGCUUUUAACAAGGGAAAACUGAAGGUCUUAGCUGCUACCUUUGACCCUUUCUUAGGUGGCAGGAAUUUUGAUGAGGCUUUGGUAGACUACUUCUCUGAGGAAUUUAGGACAAAAUACAAACUGAAUGUAAAAGAGAAUCCCCGAGCACUGCUCAGAUUGUAUCAGGAAUGUGAAAAACUAAAGAAGCUUAUGAGUGCAAAUGCUUCUGACCUUCCGCUGAAUAUAGAAUGCUUCAUGAAUGACCUCGAUGUCUCCAGUAAGAUGAACAGAGCUCAGUUUGAGCAGUUGUGUGCUGCCCUUCUGUCCCGAGUGGAGCCUCCUCUAAGAGCAGCCAUGGAACAAGCUAGACUUCACCGUGAAGAUAUCUACAGUAUAGAAAUAGUUGGUGGGGCUACUAGAAUUCCAGCAGUGAAGGAACAGAUCUCUAACUUUUUCUGUAAAGAAAUAAGCACCACACUAAAUGCUGACGAAGCUGUUGCAAGAGGCUGUGCUUUGCAGUGUGCAAUUCUUUCCCCAGCUUUUAAAGUGCGGGAAUUUUCCAUCACUGAUGUUGUUCCAUAUUCCAUAACAUUGAGAUGGAAAUCGUCUUAUGAAGAAGGAACAGGGGAAUGUGAAGUCUUCUGUAAGAACCAUUCUGCUCCAUUCUCAAAAGUAAUUACUUUUCACAAGAAAGAGCCUUUCGACCUGGAAGCUUUCUACACCCAUCCACAUGAAGUGCCUUAUCCUGACUCCAGAAUAGGGCGUUUCACUAUUCAGAAUGUUGGUCCCCAGCACGAUGGCGACAACUCCAAAGUGAAAGUUAAAGUGCGUGUCAAUAUUCAUGGCCUUUUCAGUGUGGCCAAUGCUUCUAUCAUAGAAAGGCAGAACAUCGAGGGAGAUCACAGUGACGCACCGAUGGAUACUGAGUCAUCAAUUAAGAACCAAGGCAGAGAAGACGAGCUGGAUAAAAUGCAAGUUGAUCAAGAUGAAGGUGCUCAGAAAAAUCAAGCUGAACAGCAAAGCCAAGCAGACGAAGAAACCGAAAAUGCAGGAAUUGAAACAAAGGCUUCUUCUGGAGACAAGCAAGAUCAUCCAUCCCUGCCAAGGGCUAAAACAAAAGUCAAGAGUAUUGACCUACCUAUCCAGACAAGCCUCUAUAGGCAACUGGGACAAGAUCUUAUCAAUUGUUAUAUAGAAAAUGAGGGGAAAAUGAUGAUGCAAGACAAGCUUGAGAAAGAAAGGAAUGAUGCUAAGAAUGCCGUUGAAGAAUAUGUGUAUGACUUCAGAGACAAACUCUGUGGAGUCUUUGAGAAAUUCAUCACUGAAGAAGAUACAAACAAGCUGACCUUGAUGUUGGAAGAUACAGAAAACUGGCUUUAUGAAGAUGGAGAGGACCAGCCAAAGCAAGUGUACAUGGAUAAGCUUCAGGAGCUAAGAAAAUUUGGACAGCCUAUUCAGGAGAGAUACAUGGAACAUGAGGAGAGACCAAAAGUUUUAAAUGAACUGGGGAAGAAGAUUCAGCUCCUUAUGAAAGCAGUAGAAGCAUACAAAAAUAAGGAUGAAAAAUAUGAUCACCUAGAUCCUGCUGAGAUGGAAAAAGUUGAAAAAUACAUUAGUGAAGCUAUGAACUGGUUGAACACCAAAAUGAAUGCACAGAACAAGCUAAGCCUAACUCAAGAUCCCAUUGUCAAAGUGGCAGAAAUAAUGUCAAAAUCAAAGGAGUUGGAUAGCUUCUGUAAUCCCAUUAUAUACAAGCCCAAACCGAAGAUAGAACCUCCCAAUGAUGGGCAGUCAAAAGCUAAUGGUGAACAUAAUGGACCAGUGAAUGGACAGAGCAAUACUGAAACAGGACCUGAUCCAGCAAAGGACAAUUCUCAGCAGACCAAACCAUCUGGAGAAAUGGAAGUGGACUAAAUCCUGCAUUUCUGUUACUUAAAAUAGUGCACAGGGUCCAUUCUUUUGGUACACACCUCAUAUGUUCAGUUAUAGUUAGCCAACCUUCUGUCAUUUGUUGCUGAGUAGUUCUGGAAGUGUUUCAUAUUAAGUACACUCUGAUGUUCAUUUCCACUGAUGCUGCUUAUGUGGAGCUUUAGCCAAAUGUAGAUUGUAUAAGUCAGUUUAAGCUUUCCCAAUAUAUUUUAUAUCAAAACAUACAGAAUUGAUAUAUAAAUGGCAACAAUCUACCUUAUUUAAAGCUUUUAUUGUGGAUAAACCUCAGCUCCUUUAUUCAGGAAAGGAUACUGUAUUGCACUACUGAUGCUCAAGUGUAGAUCUAAUUGCAUCUUUAUUUUGGAAAAAUAUUGGAAUUGAAGUGGCAACACUUGUCACUUGAAGCACUGACCUUUUCUAGUUAUUGUAUUGUUAUAAUUUAAAUAUUAAAAUAGAGGUUAGUUGGCAUACUAGUCCAUCUUGUUGAUGUACCAUGAAAAUUGUAUGGUCUCUUUCAUAUAAACUAAUACAAGCAUAAACAUUUUUUUAGAUUCCCAUACCACUAACAAUCUUAGUUAGAAAAUAUCAGCGUAAUGGCUCUGCCAUUUGCUGAAAUUAAGUGAAUGGUCUCAUUGCACAUUGCUGUACAUAUAGGAUUAUGCUUAUAGGAUGAUGCUAAUGAUAAUAGUAUCAAGUGGUAGAAUAUACAAGGACUUACAUAGCUUUCCCUUGAAAAUGUCUUGCUGCACACGUUACCGUUUCCACUUGGUUCGUUUUGAAUGAAAUCUACACCUUGAUUGCAUAUCGUGCUGGGGAUGAGAAACAGCAGAAAUUGUGCUGUGUGAGCUGGAUAUUGGCCUAACGUUGAGGUUGCUUAAGUGCUGUCUGUUGCAAACUUGAAACAAAUACUAAGCGCUUAUUUAAGCCAUGGUACUUCGCAUAUAAUCCUUUUGAUCAAGGACUCUAAACAAAAGUAUGCAAACUGGAUAUUACUACUCUAAAGAUAAAAAUCUCCUUGAUGAAUUUGCAUAGCUUAUCAGUUAUCCUUGCUCAUUUACUUGAUCUAAUGGAAGUGUCUAUUACGUAUUAUACAGCUGAGUCACUAGUUUCUUUGGUCUAUCUUGGACAUCAUCAAGAUCCAGUGUACAUUCAUAUAUACUGAAUGCUUCAAGCCAGUCAUGGUGGUACUGUAGCACUUGUUAAAACAAGCCACUCUUCUUUUGCUUUAAAAACCUCUAUUACCAGAAUAGAAAUGGACUACUUUAUGGAAGGUAGUUUAUUACCCAAGUUAGCAUAACUGACUGAGAUGAGUUGCAGUGUAACACUUCAGUGACUUGAACUCUAUUGCAGAAAUGGAUGUAGCUGUUAAGGCAUCUCAUAUGAGCUUGUUGCUGCUGUAGACAAGCAAAGGUCAUGCUCUUGCUUGCAGUUCUGGCAGCCAUGUUAUUUUCAGCCAUGCCCUGAUAUUUUACCACUGCUCUCGGGUCUCUGAGUGAUACAAGUGACUGACCUCUAAACAGCUCCCCUAACAGCUGUGUGUAGUCUGGCACCUUUUGUUUACAUAUUUGAAGCCUCUCAACAAAAUUUGAGUGGUGUUGAACUGUAGCUGCUCUGCAAUCUCAGUCUUUAUUUCCUCUGCUAUAAUUCACCCAUCUUUGGCAUCAGAGUGACUGCAGUUCAGUGUCAGCUGUCCCUAGUGUAAGCCAUUACAUAACUGGGCAAGCUUUGGUCAUGUAGGUGUUAACAUUACGAAUAUCUUAAUGGCUUUAAUACAGUAAUGACUGGCGUUCUUAAGUACUGGCUUCCUGAAACCCAUCUAAAUGUUAUUUUGUCAAGUAGACUUGCUGAUACCUGGCAGGUGAAGAGCUUAGGCAGUGGGAAUCUCCAGUGUGAGCUCUCCAAUAACGAGAUGGAAAUGUCAUAUAUAAGAAAAAGAAUCUUUAUUAUGCUCUUAAUGGUUAAAUGUUCAAUAUGGUAUUACAGGUGGUACUGGUGGUGGAAACCUUUAAGCAUGAAGGACAGAGUAAUUUUAAGCUGCUUAGUGUCUCAAGCUUAAAAGCAGGCAUAGUAAAGAGAGUCUCAGUAAGGUUUUCGUACAAAAAUAGUGAUGUUUUUUGCUGUGCAUCUGCUCUGUCUCUAGAUCCCUGUGGACCUCUGCUUGCACUCAGCAAUUAGCAACUGGUUGCUGGUCACAAAAUAGACGUUACAAAUCCCAUUUGUAAGGGGAAAUUUGUUCUUAUUACAAUGAAGGUAAAAUUAGCAUAUUAACAUAUGACUUGUUAAUGAGUAAUCUGUUUUCUGGUACAAAGAGGAAAGCUUUACAAGAACACAGACAUAGGAUUCUCAACUACUUGAACCAUGCACAACUUGAACAAGAGGUUUUGCACACUGGACUCUACUGAGUUACCUUGUGGCCACCCUGGUGGGCAGCUCCAGAAUGAGUAUCUUCCAGUAUAACACAAAUAACUGUGGUGACUGACAGUAGCACGCUACCUUGCAUCUUUUUUCAUACUUACUAAUCUUUUGAGGGGAAAAAAUAUCUAAUGUUUGAAGAGGUUCCCUCCAUCUCAUAAGAAAAAAAACAAAAACAGGAAGCAACACUAUAAUGCUUUUGUUUGAGUGGAAAAAAAAAAUGAGUCUACGACUUCACAUAAAAAUUCAGUUACAAAAGAGCAGAACUAUUUCCUUGUAUUUUACUAGUAAGACCUUUUUUUCUUGAACAAGCACCAGUUCUAUUCCUCCUUGAGCAUUAAUGCCCUUGCUUAACAAAUAGCUUUAACUUGCUACUAGCUAUUUUAAAACUGCUUCAUGGCUUCAUUUUCACACUUUUUAUCAACAUUUUUUACUUUGGGCUUUUACUGGCAAUUCAUGUACAUGUGUAACACAGUUUUUUAACCGUCACUUAAGUUUAUGUAUUUUUUUUAAUCUGACAAAGGAGUUUUAAUGAGGUACACCUGUCUUGCUUGUUUAGUUACUGAUUUGGCUAUGGAUGUCUGACAUUGAACGAAGAAUCUUCUCCUUUCUUUGCAUUUGGUUGUGCCCUCCUACUGUUAAAAAGCUGCCUUUGGAAUAUACUUGCAAAACAUCAGUAGGCAGUUGGAUAAAAAUCCUGCAAGCCCUUUGUGUGAAACACAUAAUGCAUGUUAGAGCUGGGACUUCACAGGCGGGUAGAGGCAUGUUCACACCUUGUCUGGAGGGGCUGCACUGAGGGGCAGCUGCUGUUGCUGACCUGUUCCUUCUGAAGUGGUGUACACUGACACCAUGCAGAUGCCUUCAGAGGGUACCUUUGAUGACCUUGCUUUAAGGACAUAGUACAAAGGUUUCAUUUGUUCUACUUAAAAGUGAAAGCUCAAUCUAAGCAUCCAAACUGUCAGCUGCCUUUAUAUCUGCAGUAUUUGAAAUUAUUUCAUUUUUUGAAAUAUCUCAAUAUGUUGAAUUCCCAUUUCUGCUAUAGCUUCUUCCUGUUUAAUAAGUUUUCUCAAAUAUUCCAUGGUUGGUUUUCUUUUUUUUUGCGGUGAGAAGUAAGUUUAAGCAUAAUCUUAUGGUACAGGCUAAGAAAUAGAGACUUUUUUCCUAGGUCUUUCUUGACAUAGGUAUUACUAAGUAGUUAACAGCUUAAAAAAAGAAGUCUUCAUUAUUCUUAGUACUCUGGUUGUCCGUUCAUUCUGAUUACCUGAUGCCAGUUCUCAAAAACACAAAGCCAUGUUACAGGUAUGCUGCAUUUGCUGGUUAGGAGUACCUCCCUUGUUACAGGAAGAGAAGCUCAUUGCAGUUCCUGUAGAGAAGUUUCAGCGUGACCCUCAUCCUCCAAAGCAGGGCUUUGAUUGUUGUGUUACUACACUGUAAUACUUCAAUGGGCUGAUACAGAAGCCCACCUGAACUGAACUCUAGAUGACCAAACUUGAGGUAUGAAUCAAUACAGUAUCUAGAAAUGCUUACAUUACCUGCUGCCGUCUACAAGUUUUCUUGAAACUGGAUGAAAGAAUAUCAUUUCACUACUUCUCUCAUUAUCCUAUAUUUUCUAGCCUUUGAAGCACGAGAAAACACAGGUAGGAAAAACUGCACUGCUUUACAAAAGCCAUUGACAGCCUUGUAAAUUUUCAUUUCAACUCCACUAUAGUAUUUGGAGUGGAAAUAAAAAUUGUUAACACACUAGAAAUUGUGUGCUAGCUGACUCCUACAUGCAUUCUUAGUUACCACAGUUGAACUUGAGGAUAUUAACCACCGACUGUACAUGUAAGUAACAAGUGAAUACAACAGGACAGUUGGUGCUACAGCAGAAAUUUGCUCGUGUGACUUACAUGACCAUUGUUAAACCCCAUUUUUGUCUUCCUUAUGAGAGGAAAACACAUGAAACAGUGAAAAUCGGGAAUCACUGCAACAUAAUACACGAGGAGUAAUUUAAAUAAAAUGCAAUUCAGAGCUGUGCCCACCGGCCACCCUUAGGGAGUGCUAAAAUGGUUUAGUUAGUUGAAAAGGAGUUAGUUACUGAAUGUUGCAUAAUGGGAAAAGUUUGUUUACAUAUUCUGAACAUAUUUCCACAGGAUGGGGGGGAGAGAUGGGGAUGUUAGAAUUAAAGGCAGUGUUAAGUAUGCAAAAUGUUUACUAUGUAUGUAAAUGGGAUCCUGAUUAGUGACAGAUCAUGUGCAAAUUGACAAUACUCAAUUUAUUUUUGAACGGCAAUAUAGAUUGUCAAGGUUGUGUAUAAUGAUAAUAAAUAUAUAAAACGCUACUUGAACUAUAAA
Meleagris gallopavo (turkey) is the source of this 7247-nucleotide messenger RNA. Lineage: Eukaryota; Metazoa; Chordata; Aves; Galliformes; Phasianidae. The record is from RefSeq and is a predicted model, not a curated record.